AUCUCGUAAUGUAUUCUAUGAUCGUUCGAUAGCAAUGACGACAGUCACCUUUAUAUCAAUUUAAUAGUACGAAAUAGUUUAUUUUUUUUAAGUGGACAACCAUUGAGUCUUGUAGUUAACAGAUUAUACAUUCACUCACGAUGUCUGUUGCAGAAUUUUUGAAAGGCCUCCCUUCACAUAAUGAGAACAACUUUGCAAAUUUUCAUACUGACAAUGGGAACCGGACGUGUGUUAAGAGACCAUCUGUCUAUCUUCCUACCAAGGAUUAUCCUUCAGAGCAAAUUAUAGUUACUGAGAAAACUACCAUCUUACUAAGGUAUCUUCAUCAACAAUGGGAUAAAAAAAAUGCUGAUAGGAAAAGGGAAUUUUUAUCCACUAAUGGUGAUUCACAAGAUGAUGGAUCUACAGUACGCAGUAAAAGGCCACGACUUGACUUGAACAAUACUCUUUGAAAUAUUACACAUUUUUCGUAUGGAUAUAUAUUCUUGAAUAAUCAGCAUUUAUAUACAGUUUAAAUCAGUUAUUUGAGGAAAAUGUUAUUUAUGACACAUUGGACAAAUAUAUGAAAGUAAAGCGUA
Molecule: messenger RNA, 578 nt
Organism: Harpegnathos saltator (Jerdon's jumping ant)
Lineage: Eukaryota; Metazoa; Arthropoda; Insecta; Hymenoptera; Formicidae
Product: DET1- and DDB1-associated protein 1
Exons: 4
Coding region: 141-452 (103 amino acids)
Biological process (GO): positive regulation of proteasomal ubiquitin-dependent protein catabolic process
Cellular component (GO): Cul4-RING E3 ubiquitin ligase complex
Source: RefSeq, a predicted model, not a curated record